Messenger RNA from Colletotrichum truncatum, 1383 nucleotides. RefSeq names its product arginine biosynthesis bifunctional protein ArgJ. Gene Ontology annotation, cellular component: mitochondrial matrix. Gene Ontology annotation, molecular function: L-glutamate N-acetyltransferase activity, acting on acetyl-L-ornithine as donor; L-glutamate N-acetyltransferase activity, acting on acetyl-CoA as donor. The record is from RefSeq and is a predicted model, not a curated record. NCBI's taxonomy places the organism in Eukaryota, Fungi, Ascomycota, Sordariomycetes, Glomerellales, Glomerellaceae. Gene Ontology annotation, biological process: L-arginine biosynthetic process; L-ornithine biosynthetic process.
AUGGCGCAGCCUGUCAAGAGGUUCCCGGGCCACCUGGCUCAGUUCGUUCGGUGCUACUCGGUUUCCGCUGAGACCAUUCCGGUCGCCAAGAAGAAGUACAUCCCGACGGAAGGCACAUAUCCCCAAGGUUUCCAGGCCUCUGGUAUCUUGGUAGGAGUUAAACCAGGAAACAAGACAAAGCCAGAUGUUGCCCUGCUCAGCUCAGACCGUCCCUGUGCCGCUGCCGCCGUCUUCACCAAGAACAAGUUCCAGGCCGCGCCCGUCACCUUCAGCAGGGACCUGUUGAAGAAGAAGGCCAACCGUGGCAUUCGCAGCGUCCUUAUCAACUCGGGAUGCGCCAACGCCGUUACCGGCAAGGGAGGUCUGGAAGAUGCCUCUCUAAUGGCCCACGCGGCUGACAAGGCCGUUGGCAAUGACGGCAAUGCGUCAUCUACCAUUGUCAUGAGCACCGGUGUCAUCGGACAGAGACUGCCCAUUUCGAAGAUUGUGGACAACGUUCCUGUUGCCCAGGCAGCUUUGGGAUCCUCCCAUAAGCACUGGCUGAACUUUGCUACCGCCAUCUGCACGACCGACACGUUUCCUAAACUCAUGUCCAAGACUUUCACUCUGCCCUCCUCACCGGGCGUUGAGUACCGCAUCGCUGGUACUACCAAGGGCGCCGGUAUGAUUCACCCCAACAUGGCCACCCUCCUUGGUGUUAUUGCUACGGAUGCUCCCAUCUCACCUGCCGUUAUGCCCUCCGUUCUCAAGCACGCCGUCGACCGCUCUUUCAACAGCAUCACCAUUGACGGAGACACUUCCACCAACGACACUCUGGCCCUACUUGCCAACGGCGCUGCUGGUGGCAAGGAGAUCACCUCUGAGGACUCGCCCGAUUACGCUGCCUUCAAGGAGGUUCUGACCGACUUCUCUAUCGACCUGGCUAAGCUCAUUGUCCGGGAUGGCGAGGGUGCGACCAAGUUUGUCACCAUUCGUGUCGUUGAGUCUGCCAGCGAGGAGGCUGCUCGUAAGAUUGCCAGCACUAUCGCCAGAUCACCUCUCGUCAAGACCGCUCUCUACGGCAGAGACGCCAACUGGGGCCGCAUUCUGUGCGCAACUGGCUACUCUCUGGUUUCGGAGCCCGGCCAGGCCGUGAACGACGUUCCCGAGGUUGUCCCUGAGAAGACUAACGUCUCUUUUAUCCCUACUGAUGGCACCGCUGAGUUGAAACUGUUGGUCAACGGCGAGCCCGAGAUGGUGGACGAGGCUAGAGCCUCUGAGAUUCUGGAGCUUGAGGAUUUGGAGAUUCUGGUGCGCUUGGGCACCGGCAACAAGGAGGCCACGUAUUGGACCUGUGACUACAGCCACGAGUACAUUACCAUCAACGGCGACUACCGCACAUAA